UUUUAGACACCAUCUAACGUUUUCCCUUUAGAGUUGUCGAGUCUCGCAAAGAUGGAGUAGAACGCUAUGUUCUAUACCCGUGGCGUGCAGUGGCACUGACGGGUCAUUUCGUUCCGACAUUUCAUCUCUCGUGAGGUAAUAUAACAUUAUAAUAUAAUGUAAAAUCAAAAAAUAUUUCAAGCUUUAUCAACUAGCUAGUGUCUAUAAAUUGUUUUAUAGAAAUAUUAACAUAGGUAUACGUGACUACGUCAGGCAAUCAAAAAUUCUUACCAUCAGAAAAAAGUAUCUAAACAUGUGUCGAUGUGAAUUAUAAAGUGGCAAACCGAAACUUAAUAUUCUCCCCUCUCACCGUGGAAUUCUAUUCAGUUUCUUUUUAAAUUUAACAAUAUCUAAAUGAUGCUGGAACCCUGUCAUCUUCAGCCGAAUGUUCACUAAGCCGAUCAUCUAACUUCAAAUACCUCAACACAGCAAAACUUUGUAAAAAUGUGUAAAAUAUAAGCAAAUUUUCAUUCAAAGAUUUCAUUAUAAUCUCUCAAUAUUUUAUAUGAUUAGAAGAUGUCGUCGUGUUUGACACGCCUAAAGUUUGAUAUUUUAUGAAAAAUACAUCAAAGUAUCAUAUAUCACCAAAACGGUUUAGUCAAUACUCGACCAAAAGGAUAAGCAGCUUUACUCAAAAUCCUAUCAUAUAAUCAAAGUUUAUAGUCAUGACAGACUUUAAAACCAAAUAUCCUGUUAACUUGUGGAAAGAUCACGGGAUCUACACCGAUGAUUACAUUAAACUAAUCAACAGCCAUUGGUUAAAAUUUAUGCCUCCUCAUCCAACGUCACAUUAUGUUCUCGGAGUUCUGUACACAGUCAUUAUGAUGUUUGGCUGCACCGGAAACUCUCUGGUGAUUUUCAUGUACUUUAAAUGUAAAUCUUUACAAACGCCGGCAAACAUGCUAAUAAUUAAUUUAGCCAUUAGCGAUUUUAUUAUGUUAGCGAAAGCCUCGAUUUUUAUCUACAACAGUUAUUAUCUGGGCCCUGCGCUAGGAAAAUUGGGAUGUCAGAUAUGCGGAUUUCUCGGUGGCUUGACCGGAACCGUGUCCAUCAUGACGUUGGCGGCCAUAUCUUUGGAUCGUUAUUAUGUUAUAGUGCGUCCUCUGAAAGCAACUGUGAAAACCACUAAACAAAGAGCGAGGAUAUGGAUAGGAAUAAUAUGGAUUUGUGGAUUUUCGUUCUCUAUUGUACCAGUGCUGGAUCUGGGGUACAGUCGAUAUGUGUCGGAAGGAUACCUGACGAGUUGCAGCUUCGACUAUUUGUCAAAUGACGACAGAGACAAACAUUUUAUCCUAGUAUUCUUUAUAGCAGCAUGGUGCAUACCGUUCACAUUAAUACUGUAUUGUUACGUAAGGAUUCUAAUGGCGGUGUGGAUGACCACCGAAAUAGUCACCAGCAGGGUUGGCCAACAAGAGGAGAAGAGAAAAACGGAUAUACGAUUGGGAUACAUGGUGAUCGGGGCUCUCAUGUUAUGGUUCGUGUCAUGGACGCCAUACGCCGUGGUGGCCCUGUUAGGUGUAUUCGACCUAAAGGAAUACAUUUCACCGCUGGGUUCCAUGAUUCCGGCACUGUUUUGCAAGGCGGCUAGUUGUACGGAUCCGUGGUUUUACGCCAUUACGCACCCAAGAUUCAAAAAGGAACUUAUGAAGCUAUUGACAAAAAGCAAUACCAGAAAGUUAGUCCGAAAUUAUUGCAUAAAAAAGGGACGGGUCGGGUCGCAUUUGAACGAAAACGGUAAUAUUACCUUCGAAAACCGUUUUAAAACCGAAUACAAGGAAGUAAAAAAAACGAUAUUUGUGCUCGAAUCUUAUGACAACAACGUGCAUUGUCGGGAGUCCACUUUCGGUCAAAAGACUGAAUCAAUCAAUGAGUCGGUGACCAAGUUCCCUGGAAGUACCAACCAAGAGAGUUUCAAAUACAUGCUUUCAAGCUGAUACAAAUAAGAAAAAUUUCUCAGGGUCGCGCCGCAUGAAUAAGACAUCGAGGAACUUAAUAUUAAAAAUUCUACUAGCAAGUAUAAGCAGAAAAAGCAAAAACAAUAAUAGCUAAGUAAAAAGUCAAAAAUCAAAGCAAAAUAAAUAAUUUUCAUAUACAAAUACACACCAUAAUUAUUUACAUAUAUAAUAACGAAAGAUACUACCUAAC
Messenger RNA from Rhopalosiphum maidis (corn leaf aphid), 2184 nucleotides. Its product is annotated as opsin, ultraviolet-sensitive-like. Gene Ontology annotation, molecular function: G protein-coupled receptor activity. Gene Ontology annotation, biological process: visual perception; G protein-coupled receptor signaling pathway. The transcript has 5 exons. The record is from RefSeq and is a predicted model, not a curated record. Lineage: Eukaryota; Metazoa; Arthropoda; Insecta; Hemiptera; Aphididae. The coding region runs from base 705 to 1973 and encodes 422 amino acids. Gene Ontology annotation, cellular component: membrane.